Molecule: messenger RNA, 739 nt
Organism: Pocillopora verrucosa
Lineage: Eukaryota; Metazoa; Cnidaria; Anthozoa; Scleractinia; Pocilloporidae
Source: RefSeq, a predicted model, not a curated record
AUGGAAAACAUGAAACAUGAGGGCAAAAAUACAGAGCUAGAGGAUAUCCAUCUUGCAGUACAGCAUGCUGCUCAAGUUUUGAUUGGUCUGAAUACAAGCGUAAAUGAGAGGUUUCUGCAUUUCCAACAAAGAAUCAUACAACUGGAUCAAAAGGUGAAAAAUACUACUGGCAGCACGAGCAUCAGAGGACCACCUGGAGUCAAUGGUACUAAUGGUGACACUGGAUCUGCCGGAACUCCCGGACCUGCCGGACCUCCGGGAUAUAAUGGUACAAAGGGUGACAUUGGACCUGCCGGACCUGCUGGACCUGCCGGACCUCCAGGAUAUAAUGGCACUCAGGGCCCUGCAGGACCAUCUGGACUACCUGGUGUACAAGGUCUUCGUGGACCAUCUGGGUUCAAUGGUACCCAGGGUCCACCUGGACCCGGGACCAGUUCCUGUGUUUUUAAGACUUUAUCUAGCCUUGGCCUACCAGCAUCCUCGUUGACCAUCCAAAAAAUUACAGCGACGGAACAAAAUGGUAAAAUCUUUAUUGGCGUAAACUGUGAUACAAACGACGCGAAAGCUGUUAAAUUAUCAAGUACUAUUUCAGGUGGAAAAAGAUCCUACGAUUGCUCUUGCGAAGGUACCCUAACAACUGGAGAACCAAUGAUGUAUUGCUACAUACACUACUGGGAGUGUCAGAUAUAAGAGGGAAAACGAAAAGUUAUUUGAUCAACAGGAGUCUUUGUGAAGUAGA